This is a messenger RNA of Amyelois transitella, 4311 nucleotides long. RefSeq lists its product as uncharacterized. Gene Ontology annotation, biological process: transmembrane transport; monocarboxylic acid transport. The coding region runs from base 290 to 2236 and encodes 648 amino acids. The record is from RefSeq and is a predicted model, not a curated record. The transcript has 9 exons. NCBI's taxonomy places the organism in Eukaryota, Metazoa, Arthropoda, Insecta, Lepidoptera, Pyralidae. Gene Ontology annotation, molecular function: monocarboxylic acid transmembrane transporter activity.
ACUUGCUGGCGACGGCACGCCUCAACGGGGAAUGCAACAAUAUUUUACGAAAACAAUUAUUCUAUAAAAAAUAUUCAAAAUUAAAAAAAAGUGUUCCAAAAGUUUUUAAAAUUUGUAUUUCCGCUACCCAUCCAGUGUUAAAAAUUUAAAAAGUGAGUUUAUAGACGUUCGCGUUUAUGCUAAUCAGCCGGCGUACGAAAUUUGAAUUGGUCAAGGUCUAUUCACUUUUGGCCAGUCGGUGAACUGUGAACAAUUUUCGGGCGCCCUGAGUGCAAUUGGGUGAAACAAGAUGGUGGUUCGAGUGGCAACAGAUGAGCGGCCCUUGGAGACUCCUUCCUCAGACGAAAGUGGGUUGGGCAGGAGUGACUCCCCGAGUGAAGACGCAGAACCUGAAGCUGCUUUGGUGGUCCCGCCCGAUGGAGGCUGGGGCUGGGUGGUGGUGGUCGCGUCGUUCCUCUGCAACUUCUUCGUCGACGGCAUCAUCUUCUCUGGAGGCAUGCUGAAGGAACCCAUCCAGAAGGAAUUCCAGAUUUCGGAAUGCCAAGUGGCCCCGGUGAAUUCCCUGCUGGCAGGCUUCUAUCUACUAGCCGGGCCAUUCGUCUCAGCUUUAGCGAACAUGUAUGGGUUCAGAGUAGUCACCGUGGUAGGCAGCAUACUAGCAGCGGCCGCCUUCGCCCUGUCUUUCUACGCGACCAGCGUCGAAUACCUUUACGUCGUAUACGGAAUCGUUGGUGGAAUUGGUCUUUGCAUGGUGUACAUGCCAGCGGUGCUGACAGUCGGGUUCUACUUCGAGAAAUGGCGAGCCCUCGCGACGGGGCUGGCGCUGUGUGGCUCCGGGGUCGGUACCUUCGUCAUGGCGCCCCUCACUGACGCUCUCAACGAAAACUUCGGCUGGAGGCUCACUAUUGUUAUUCAUGCUUGCAUGUUGCUGUUAUGUGUAAUCUUCGGAAUAAUGUUCAGGCCCAUCCGUCCCAUAAGAGUUACGCUCACUGAUCAAACGGAAGAAGAAGAUAUGGCUCGUCGUCAUGAAGAAGCUGUUGAGAAACUAAAUUCAAUGCUCAAAUUACAGGGCAAGCUAGACUCUGGAAUAGCCAUCCCGGUUGAUAUGAGAUUCAACAAAGUCAACCCUCACACAUGGAUGGGCGUCCCCAGCAAUACUCAUUAUCCAACAGCCGAGGAAGUCUUCCGUGGUAGCCAUACCCAUAUCAGCAAUGCGCAAUUUGGAAGUCGCAGAUCUUCAGCUAACGCUGGAGCAAUAAAAACUCACAAACCUUUGUUUAUGACUACUCCAGUAGCCGAAAAAGACGAGCAAGAAGAUUCUAACAGUAACAUCGAUAAUACCGAACCCCCCACUGCGCCUCUGAUUGGGUCAACCGUCAAAGUACUACCCCCUGAACCAAUUAAACGCCGAUCGCAUAUGGACCUCGUAGCUAGACCAUUGUAUAGGGAUGACAUAUUUUUCGGUGCUAGUUUGACUAGGCUACCCCAAUACACAUCACGAACAUCUUUGGGCUAUCAUUUGGCCGUAACUCAUGUUCCAAGCCAAGAAGAUAAGAAAGAAGAGAAAUCAAGAAAAUGCAAGUUCUGCCCUGUGGCCGUGAAGCGGGCUUUGGCGACUAUGUUAGAUGUUAGUCUGUUCCGUUCCCCUACAUUCGUGAUCCUCGCUGUGAGUGGAUUUUUCACAAUGUUAGGAUUCUUCGUACCCUACAUGUACGCUACGCAAAGAGCGAAGGAUAACCAUGGAAGUGAGCUUAGCCAGAAGUGGCUAGUUUCUGCGAUUGGAGUGGCGAACAUUAUUGGACGUAUCAUGUGUGGCCUGGUAUCGUCAAUGCCGAAGGUGUCACCUCUGUGGCUCAACAACAUCGCGGUGUCGGCUGGAGGAAUCGCAACCAUGAUCAGCGGACUUUACUACCAUGAUGUUUACCAGUUCGGAUACUGCGUGGUGUUCGGACUUGCAGUUGCAUGUUUCGCGUCUCUUAGAUCGAUCCUAGUGGUGGAAUAUCUGGGUCUGGAGCAACUCACCAACUGCUUCGGUCUGUUCCUUUUAUUUCAAGGACUAGGUGCUUUACUCGGUGCUCCUAUAGCGGGUUUCAUCAUGGAUCAAACGCAGAGUUACGACAUUACUUUCGGUGUGUCCGGGGCAUUCCUUCUCAUCUCCGCUUUGAUGUGCUUCCCGGUCGACCGCAUCAGCAGGUGGGAGAAGGAGAGGAACAAAGAACUCCCACAGAAGGUCUGAUUGGUCACCGAAGAACCAUUGGACCGCCGUGAUACCAAACUGUUUAGGGUUGAAACAGACCGGUGCCAAAACUCCAGUAAGUUAACGGCAAACUUCCGAAUCACCAAUGUGUGGGAAUGUUUUUGACUGGAAUUCAACGUAAAGGUGGCCGAAUAUGUUAGUUACUUUGAAUACCAGCCACGAAACUACAUCGGUAGUAAAAGUACCCCUUAUUAUAAAAUGUUAGUCAAGAAUAUGAAUCGUUGAUAAUGAAAAAUAUAUUGUAAUUAUUAAAAUGAUUGUUAGUAGAAAAAUACUUGCCUUGAAUAUGAAAUUAGGAAGUAGAAACAUUCCCAAAAAGUGAAUUUUUGACAAAACUGCUAUGGAUUGAACGUAGCCAAGGCUCAGUUAAGUCAGAUAAAUGCAUUUACCUAGAAUUAGAAGAAAAAGUACAAAGACUCGAAAGUAUGAUAGAAUAGUUCGCAGUUUUGUUGAAGGCCCUCAGUACCUAUAAGAUGAAGCCAAUAUGUACUUCAUUUUUUACCUACUAAGGCACGUAACUUAUAUAAACAAGUUGUGCAAAAAUAAGACUCUUGUUAUACUUAUUUUAGUUUGUAAUAUAGGUUAUUGCAUGUGGAGUGCAAGUGUGUUUUUAUACGAUGUAACUUUGAAUGUGUGCCUUAUAAAGUGAUAUAUAGAUUAAAAAAAGAUUUUUACUUUUUAAAUUUAAAAUUGUAGCUGGCCAGAAGUUCCAAUUUAUUGUACUCUGUUAGUGAAUUUAAUAGUGUCCAUGUGUGGGUUAAUAUAAUUUUAACUUAGAAUAAGUGCUACAACAGUGGCUGUGGUCUUUUUAUGCUAAUGUUGAGAAAUCAUAGUCGACAUAUAUUGUUUUCAUUCAUAAACUGCAUAUUUCUAUAUCAACUACUUACAAUUAUCAUGCUUCAUCGACAAUAAUAAAUUGUCAAAUUUAACGUUUGUGGAAUUGGUUUUUAUUUUAUUUACAAACUCAAUUUGUUUUUGAUCACUAUUCAGCGUAUGUUUUAGUUAUGUAAUAUUUAAAAUCAAAAUUUAUUUCAUUAAGAAUUUAAAAACAUUUUCAAAGUAGGUAGAUAUAUAAAUAUUACUAUAAUAGGUAUUUUAUUAUUAUAUAAUAAUUCAUUACCUCAUAAUAAACUUGUUUAUUAGUCUGUUUCUGAUUCAAGAGUGAGACGAAUCUGGUCAUAUCUUGUAUAUUUAUUUCGAAUGUAUUUAUUCGAGGGUUUAGGAAAGUUAAAGUUUAGAAGGUAUACAAACAGCUUGAAGUUGGUAUAGAUCUAUUUAGUCCGUGGUUGUACUAAGAUCAAAGGUCAUUCAAGUCAUAAAUUAUUCAUUUACCUAAUUACGUUUUCAAAUAUUGGAUAACAUAGCGACUAUGAUUUUUAUGUUGAAAAUGACUCAUGAUGCCACAUUGCCAAAAAGUGGGCAAAAAUUUAAACUCAAUAAGUAAUUAAUGUUAUUAAUGCAAUCAUAAUAAGUUAGUCUGUAGCAAAGUCUACUGAGACCUAUAUAGAGAUUUAUAGUCACAUAGAUAUCUGUAUCCUAUUCGAAACGCAAAAGCAUCUUAUGCGACAAAUUUACAGCACGCAGCACAAUAUAUUUACGGCAAAUUAAUGAAUUAUUGUAUUUAUUGUUUUAUGAAUAUGCUAACAAAAUACGGUUGGGAUUGUUGUGCAAGAUUGUAACGAAAAUCGUUUGCAAGGGCAUCUGCUGCCUUUUCUCGAAAGGUUUCGCGGUUUUUAUAACUGUCACAACUUUGGACUUAAUUUACGAGCAAACAAGAUAAACGAUAUCGUUACACGAUGUUAAAUCGUUUACAAAGCGUUCCACUUCCUCCCAACACAAAUAAUAUAAACUGAUAGAGAAUCAACAAUCAAAGGAUCUUAAAAAAUGACGCCUGAGAAAUCUGUGUUUAAUUGUACAUUUUAUAUUAUGUACUAUGUUUCGUAAGUACAUACCUAAAUAUAAUUCUGUACAACAAUAGCCCAUAGAAAUCGGAAUAAUAUAAGACAAUAUUAUUCACAUAAGCCAAUUAUGAAAAAUAACAAUUUUGUUGACUA